Molecule: messenger RNA, 5518 nt
Organism: Phymastichus coffea
Lineage: Eukaryota; Metazoa; Arthropoda; Insecta; Hymenoptera; Eulophidae
Gene: olf413
Product: MOXD1 homolog 2
Exons: 10
Coding region: 603-2570 (655 amino acids)
Biological process (GO): octopamine biosynthetic process; norepinephrine biosynthetic process; dopamine catabolic process
Cellular component (GO): secretory granule membrane
Molecular function (GO): dopamine beta-monooxygenase activity; copper ion binding
Source: RefSeq, a predicted model, not a curated record
UCGCUUCAUCUUUCCCACCCUAAACGACAAAAUAUCAACGGCGAUCACACUUAUCUUUACGAUAUGGUUUCGACAGUUGUCUAAACGUUUCCUUUACCAUCCGCCAUGAGUCUCAACGGGCCACUCGAUACAUGGUAAUGCUGAUUUUUUGGACGUUCAGUUCGCGAACGAUCAAUUAAAAAUCCAGUUGCGCAAGCCAUCCUGGAAUUCUCAGAUCUUUAAGAGAGACAAGUAAAAAACUACCCAUCGUAAGUUCGAUUGUCGUUCCUCCAUCCUCGUAAGCACAGAAAAAGACGCAUUAUUCAAGCGAAACUUCACAGUAAUAGAAGUGCAAAAGUGUGAAGCAAAAGUGCGAGCAGUCGACGAGUUAAAACAGCAACCAGCUACAGCAAGUGGUGAGUCUGGCGUCUGCGUAGCAUCUGGCCUUAUCGCACGGUAAAAUUUCAUGAUAUCGAGUGCUCGCGGGCGCUUCAGGGGAGAGCGUACGCCGCACACGAUGCUGUAAAGAAGAGAUAUUUCGGAAAAGCCGUAUAAUCCUGCGAGAAGAGAGGGGGAAAUAAUUGGGUCUUUUACGCAGUGAAAGCGAAAAGAAGAGCAAAAACAUGAUUCGAGCGAGUUUAUUGUUGGCCUUGCUGAUCCAAUGCAGCAUGGCAAUCGAAUGGAAGCACAGCGCAGUGCUGGACAACAACUUCCUCGUGCUAUGGACACCCGGUGAGAACGACGUGACCUUCGAAGUGCAGGUCAAGACGCCUGGCUACGUCGGCUUCGGCUUUACUCGUGAAGACGGCAGCGAGGGUGUCGAUAUGGUGAUUGGUUGGGUGGACAACAACGGCCAAGUCCAUCUUCAGGACCGCCACGUGAAGGGUGCUAACAGGGAUCCGCAAAUGGACUCGAGCCAGGACUACCACUUGCAGUCGGGAUACGAGAACAAGACGCACACGGUGUUGCGCUUCAAUCGCCGAUACGACACCUGCGAUCCGAGGGAUCUCAAAAUAACGAACGACACACUGCAGGUGGUGUGGCAAUAUCACGUUGACGAGCCAGCGUCGGCUGCUGGUGUACUUCCAGCGGAUGGAGCGGUCAGAGGCACACGACCGCUCUACCUUGUGCAGAGAGAUGUGCAACCACGACGGGUUGCUAACCAAGGCACUAAUGCUCGUAAUAUCGAACCCGAACCUGUACUUCACGUCUGGGACCUGUUUAAUGCUCAGGUACGCUUGCCAAUGGAUCAAGACACGCUACUCCAGUGCCGUGUAUUCAGUCUACCCAAAAUCGUACGCAAACAUCACGUUGUCAGGUACGAGCCCGUUAUCCAACCCGGAAGCCAAGAGUACCUUCACCACAUGACCCUGUACGAGUGCCGUGGCGAGGAGGCUAAGCUCAUCGAGGCCAAGAGGACCAACGGCACCGCCUGCUCACCUACAGACUGGCUGCAUGCUCAAUGCAAUACCAUUGCUGCUACCUGGAGUCUUGGUUCAGAGGGCUUCAAUUAUCCGGCCGAGGCAGGCUACGCUCUGGACCCACGCAACGGGCCACGAUUCUACAUGUUCGAGACUCACUACUCGAAUCCUCAACUGGAUGCUUUCGUCACCGACAGCUCGGGUUUGAGGCUUCUUUAUACCGACAAACUGCGUACACACGAUGCCGGCGUAUUGAGCGUAGGCAUCGAUCCCAAUUGGAGACACAUUAUUCCACCAGGACAACCGGAAGUCAUAUCCGAGGGACACUGUAUCGCAAGGUGUACCGAGGACACGGUACCCGAUAACGGUGUCAAUGUGUUCGCCGUCAUCAUGCAUACGCAUCAGCUCGGCAAGAAAAUACGACUGAGGCAGAUCAGGGACGGCAAGGAAUUGCCACCCAUCGCCGCGGAUGCCAGUUACGAUCCGAGUUAUCAAGAGUACAGGAGGCUUCAGCGACCUGCCAAGGUUCUGCCGGGUGAUCAUUUGAUAGCCGAGUGCACGUACUCGUCGCAAACGCGCCAGACGAUAACGCUCGGCGGACUAUCGACCAAGGAGGAAACUUGUCUAGUCUCGGCGCUGUACUACCCGAGGAUCGAUUUGUCCUUGUGCUACUCGCUACCGGCACUACCAACUGUACUUCACAGCCUUGGCAUCGACAAACUUGAGGGUCCGUCUCCAUUGAAGAUAAUAUCGCCCCCAGAACUGAAAGGCAUGACGUUGGAAGAGCGUUUGGUCACCUACGACUGGCAAACGAAUUUCCAGAACUUCGCGGAUGCGACGCGUACCGGUACGUUCAAGCCACUGUGCUCGAGCACGAAAGGUACAAUCCUGCCGGAAACUUCACUGGAAUCGCAUUAUCCACGAAUACUUUGGCCAUACCAAGAGCCGAAAGUUCCGUGCACGCGGAAACCGCAGCGAAACAAAUUGUCAAUGCUGUUGGACGGUGAGAUUGGUGGCGUCGACAGCGAUGAGUCGAAUGCCGUCGAGAGAGGCCAGCUGGUACGCAAUAAAGUGUCACGUAGCAGUGACUCGUCGUCGGCGGCGUCGAGUAUAAGGUCUGCAUCGUCGACGGCGUUAGUGCUGACACUCGUGGCAGUGGCGCUCAGGUGAAGCAGCGCAGCACCCGAGUUGCCGCUCAAUUAUUUUUAUUGCCGCUAUUAACUCUUUGCGUUGUAAAUUUUGUUAACUACUGGUUAGGCUGCCUCACAUACAUACGUAUAUAACUACACACACACAUACACACACACACACUAUGUAUUAUACGUAACAACCUCGCCAGCAAGUUGCGAGACUAAUCGAAUGAGAAAGACGGGAGCAGCUGAGCAGCGUUCGUUCCUGCCACACUAAUCACCGUACUUGCUUUAACUAAUUGUUUUCUCUUUUUGCGCGCAUGCAAGAAUAGUUGCUCGGCUACUCGCUGCUGUCCUGACGAGUGAAAGUGGCGAUCGACCAGUUGACUUUGAACGGGAAUCGAUCGUUACUUUUACUUCGCAGAGAUAUAUGACACGUAUAUAUAUAUAUAUAUAUCUCUUAAUUAUAUAUAUUACAUGUCGUUCUGUACAGUUCGUUCGAGACUUUUUUAAAACGAAAAAAAAUUAACGAGCGCAUAUAUUAUUAAUAAUUAACGAGCGAAGCGUUUAUUUAUUCCUACUUAAGGUUCUCUUACGUACGAGAGAGCGAUCAGUCACGUACGAUGUUUUUUUUUCCACUUCUUGUUAAGCUUUCUGUAUAUCUCGUAAACGAGCUCACGAUCGAUCGAUUAUUUUUUUUUUAUACGACUGAAUGAUAGAUUUUGAGGAACACCGAUCAUACGUGCUCGUCUACGUUGAUAAUACCGUUGCACAUCUAUAUAUCAAUACGUUUCCUGCCACAACUUCUCCCUCAACACAGUAUAAUAAAGUUGCUGCUUGCCUUUUAUUUAACCCUCUGACUGACAUAUUAACUGAUCACCAUAUAUCUUUUGAACGAUUCGUCGAUGUUAGAUUUUCACAUUAUAAUCCGCGAACACACGGUGCGCAGAAAAAGGGGGAGAAAGAGAGAGUUUAAUCAAAUAUAUUUACCAAUGUCGUAGUUACAUAUUUUACGAUUUAAUAUCUGAAUUAUUCAUCGGUGUCAUAGAGGACGUCUGUGUGCGUAGCGUGAUUAUAGGCUCGAUCAAUUUUUUGGAUAUGAUCUUGAUUACUGCGCUACCGGAAAAACGUUUGCCUUUGGCCUUUGGAAAAUUAUUGUGAUAAUCAUCAUUGAGUGUACGACGAAAAAAUUCGUUUAUUUUUUUAUUCUUUGACGAAAAGAAACAUUUUUACGAAUUCGAAAGUUAAUCGAAGGCGAAGGUUUUUCGAGGAAACCAGCAUUUCAAACGAAAUAAGAAACAAAAUCUAUUUGAGAGCUUUUAAUAUGUAGAGAUGCAAGUAACGUUCAAGCGUUGGUUCAAAGGCUGUUGAUUAUGACGAGAAUAUAUAUCAGACCGUCAAAAAAUUUCACGCGUUACGAGCGUUACGUAGAUGAAAAUAAAAAAAAAAAAGAAAAUAAGAAAAAACUGCCGGUGAUAUAACCAGAACAAUCAAGAAAAGUGUUGUUGAGCACUUCUCACACUCGAAGGUUUACGAGAUAUAAAUUGCGGUUUAUAGGUAGUUCGAUGCACCAUUACACAGCAAUGUGAGAAGGAGAAUAUAGAGAUUUAUCAUAGUCGACAGUUUUCUUUUUCGGGCAUCCAAACGCGUAACGAAGAGCGUUUCAGUUUCCAUUUCUAUAAUGCGGCUCUCGAUUAUUCAUUUUGCUCCAAGUGUCUGUAUGUGCGCGCGUGAAAACGUUCAAUCCGAGGAAAGUUCAAUUAUCUACGGCAACGACCUCCUUUUGCACUUCACUUGUCAGAUCCCCGACGAAGAUAUUUCAAUUUCCGAGUUCUCUUGUAUCGAUCCACUCCGCAGUCUCUUCAACUCGUGACACAUAUCAGCGCGAAAAUACACACACACACACACACACGCAUACGCUCACGAACACCUCAACAUUACGUACGGGAAAGUCGCACAAUGGCCGAGCGUCGGGAGCCGUUCAAGCUGUAUGUAUUGUACGUAGAAGAAUUUACUAAUUAGGUGCGCACGCUGUGAGAUCGCCUCCUCGCCGUACGAUGAUUAUCGAUUUUCUAUUUUAUUUCGCAGCUGAAUCAGACGGUACACAUGCCCAAAGUUAUUUUCGUUGAACAAAUAUAGAGAUACAAGAUGUUGCGAAUUUAUUUAUGAACACCAAAAUAAAAAAGAAAGAAAAGGGAAAGAUAAAUAGAAAUUAGAAACGAUGGAGUGUACCAUCUUUUUCAGCUGCAACAACAUCACACAGUUGGCGAUUUAUUUUUGUGAGAAAUGCAUCGCGGCGAAUUAUCGAGAAAUAAAUACGUCGUCGACGUAGAGGCGCGAGCUCAGGCGUGAAAACAAAUAAAGCGAGCGAAUGCAGGAAACGCGUGCGAAAAAAAGGGAGAAUGCAAAGAGAGAAGCGACAGAGUGAAUGCAAUGCGUAUAAAUGCGUGUAAAUAGACGACAAAGAAAAACUCUGUAUAUAGUCAUAGAUUUACGUGCGACCCGUGAUAGUACAGUAGGCAACAAGGAAAAAAGUCCAAGAAUUAUUUUCCCAGCCACUACCCCCUCGGUUCGAUUCUGUUUUUCUCCGUUCCGCGCGAUCGGCGAGUGAAAAUAUUUAAAAAAAUGCGACGAUAUAAAAAAAAAAAAAAAAGAAGAAUGAGAAGAAAGCAAAACAUAAAAAGACAUAGAUACGUUCUUUCUAGUUCUAUUGUUCACGCAUAUAUGUAUAUCGCGUACAUGGCCCUUUCUAUCCUUCCGGAAACAGGUCCUAGAUUUGUACCGACCUAGUUUGCGCUGAAUAACAAAGAGAGCGACAGAAGUGUUGGCGAAAUAAAAAAAAGAGAGAGAGCAAAAAAAAAUACAAGAUGUGAAACACACACAAGCGAGAAAGUGCUGACGUUGUUGAGUAUAUAAGCCCGCGCAGCAAAAGCGCGUGCGGCGACGAAGCUCCGUGAUUUGCAAAGUCGAUACAAGCUACACUAUCGU